AUGUCACUUGUAACUGUGACUUCUCCAGACAACCCUGAGAAGUUCCUUCUGAUGGGACAGAGUGUGGGAGACUUACUUAAAAGUGCUAUUGAGGCCUUCAAUUUGCCUGCAAGUGAAACUUAUGAGAUACGCCGUGAAUCUGAUGGUGUCAAAAUCAUCUCUGAUGAUGUACUUCGAUUCCUUUCUGGAGCUACAGAGAAGGAUGGAAAUUUGACGGUUGUGAUCUCACCGGUAACCAAUCCUAACUUAAAUCCGGUAACCACUCCCAAUUUGAAUGGAGGUGUUCCGGUAACUUCUCCUCCUCGCAUUCCUUUGUGUCCGAACCGGCCUAAUGUUGUUCGUCCUCCUUUGCCUAUGAGGAACAUAGUGGACAGUCUAAAUCCUAUUCUGGAUAUUGCUUUACACCCUGAGCUACACAACAUUACCCCUGGCCGGUUCCUGAAGCAAAAGAAAGCGGCUGUGAAGGAGACUUACCAGGAAGUGGUGAAGUUCAUCAAGGCGAAGGUGAAGUGCUACUCUCACGCAACAGCUAAGCAUUAUGCCCAAUUGGUCCUUGGAUAUGAUGGUGGCAAAUUUAGCAAACUUUUUGAAGUUAAGGUGGGCUCGUCAGUUAAGAGCGGCCUGGGACCUUUCACGCUGCAAGUAUACAACCAUUUAAAUUAUCGGAAAGAUGACACUGAGAAGAGGCCUCGUGGUGCAAGGAGGCGUCUUGAAUUAGGUGAUGAUGACAAUGAAGAUGAUCCGCAAAUCCCAGCUGACAUGUCAUCUGCUGCCUAUGGUUGUGUCCGUUAUGAAGAACCCUUACCCAUUGAAGAAACUGAAGAGUCUCAAGAACAGAAGAGACUUGAUCUUCUUUCAGUGGAGCCUGAUUGCGCUGAGGCUGAAGUGCUGAUGGAAAAGACUUACGUGUCUCAGAGAAUCUCCAUCAAUCGUGCAGUGCCCCUCAAGAAAAGACUCCCUGAAGUUUUCCGUCAGUGGCCACUUCUCAGGCACCGCAAACAUUUGUGCCAACAUGCCAGCCGACUACUUGGCAAGGAUGUUCAGACUGUGUGGUCUUCUGCUUUGGGUGAGAAGUGUGGCCGCUUCAGUGAUUUCAUGCUGACUCAUUGGACAACGGAAGACAAAAGAAAGAGUUCAACUUUAUCCCGGAAAAUGUUGGACCUUCUUCAAGAAAAGGAGGCUGCUUCUGUUAGCCUGAGUCUGCAGUCCAAUUGUCUGGCUAUGUUUCCUCUAUUGACUGGAUUUUUGAAGGACCAAGAGGGGCUUCUCUUCAAACUUGUACCUGCAGCAACAUCAGAUGAUGACGUACUAGGCCAAAUCAACAGUGAUAACCCACUCCUUGUGAUAAGAGGCCAAUCAUUGUUUGAUGUCAACGCAACAGCUGAUCUCUUCAUCACACGUAUAUGUAUCCCACCAGACAACCCACUGGAUGGAUUCCUUCUUCUAAUUCUUGCCUAUUUCGCCUUUCCCUCGAUCCCUGACUCGCCCCCCCUAACCCUCACCCACCACCCAGAGACAAAACACUAUUUUGUAUUCGGAUUCAAGUACCCUUCAAAGGUUGCAAGCAGUUUAGAGUUUAUUCAAAGGCAACUACUUGACAUAAAUCCUGAAAGAGGGAGUAAGAGAGACGGAAGAAACAAGACUGGAAUGGCAGCCAAAGUGAGGACACUGACUGAGCAGCUGACUUAUCAUUGCAGCACAUGGAGUGUUUGUAGGUUCUAGGUUCAUUUCUAGCUCAUUCUUCUGUUAUAUGUAUAGCUCAAUAUUUUUUUUGUUGUUCAGUCAUAGCU
Molecule: messenger RNA, 1790 nt
Organism: Thrips palmi
Lineage: Eukaryota; Metazoa; Arthropoda; Insecta; Thysanoptera; Thripidae
Exons: 7
Coding region: 1-1722 (573 amino acids)
Source: RefSeq, a predicted model, not a curated record